AUUUUUUACAUCAAAUUUCGCAUUUCAUAAGUUUGAGACACCAAGGCACUAUCAUAUCAAAAAUUUAAAUAAUUCUUCAAUUUAUCUAACACAAACAAUACAAACAAUAAUUAAAGUUGAUCUGAAUAGUUAAAAACAUACGGAACCAUGGGACGCAGUCAAAAUAAAUCAUCUUCUUUCGGAUUUUCAAGAUUUCAUUUUCGAGUUUACAGAAAGUUUUAUAUAUCUAGUGUUGCCCCAGUGGUAGUAGGGGUUUGUCUUGGAAUUACUAUUCAUAUGCUGAUAAUGGAAAUGGGAUGUAAUAGCAAGGAUAACGGACUUACUGCUGAGGAAAUCACGCAAAGGUCUUUAAACAUAAAGACUGUUAAAAAAAUCCGUAAAAGAAGUGUUGAUGCCACUAUUCCUGAAGAUGAAAAUUUAGAUUUUGUGGCAAGAAUUAUCAAUUUAUCUACACUAAAUAUAUCUGUAAAUUUAAAUGUGACAAGAAAAAAGUUCUAUAGACCUCAUACUAUUAAAGAUGAAUUACAUUGGAAAGAGAAGUUAUUUGUAGCAGUUUUAACAAGUCCAAGUACUAUAGAAAAACUUGGUGUAGCUUUUGAGAAAACAACCGCUAGACAUUUCCCUGAAGUCAUAUUCUUCAGCAGUGGAAAAAUAAAAUCUGAACUAAAAGGACUGAAAAUUGUUGCGUUUGAGGAUACCAACCCUGAAAUGUUGCCAAUACUUGUUCUAACAUAUAUAAAGAAAAACUUACCAGAAGCCUACGACUUUUAUCUUUUUGUAACAGAUAGAACAUAUCUGCGUGCACAAAAAUAUCAUGACUUUCUGAAAUAUAUGAGUAUUACAGAAGAUGUCUACUCUGGUAACCUUGCUCAGGAUGGAGAUUUCUGUACUUUACACAGCGGUAUUCUUAUAUCAUACUCUAUCAUAUCCAAGGUGUUAUCAGAGUUAACUUGGUGUUCAGUCAACAAUAAACAAGGAAAUCCAGGAAAAAGAUUUGCACAGUGUAUACAUCAUGCCUCUAACAAAUUCUGCACACCUUGGAAAAAUGGACACAAAAUGAAAGCUUUCAAAUUAGAUAAUUUUGACUUUGAUUUAGAUAUCUUGCAUUUAAAAUCAGAUCAUUCUUUCAAUCAGUCAUUAACAUUUUAUCCAAUGCUGGACGAUGUUUCAUUUUAUAAAAUACACAGAUAUUUUUGUACAAAAGAUUUAACUGAAGUUCAAAGUCAGAUUGAUGCCGCUAAAGCAAACAUUAUUGACCUCAGUCAACAUUCACCAGGAGGUCGGGACAGUUUAUCCUGGCCUCUAGGGACCAAACCAUCCACACAAGUAGACAACAGAUUCUCUAUAAUUCCAUGGGUGUACUUCACAGAAAAAGACAUGUUCCUUGAUGAUGAAGUCACGAAUGUUAAGGAUUUAUCAGGGGCUGACAUACCAGACAUACUUGACAUCAAGAGAGAAAUAGCUGAAAACUUGAACAAGAAAUAUCCUUCAAGGUUUACGCUCGAGACAAUUGUAAAUGGUUAUCGUAGGUUUGAUCCUAAUCGUGGAAUGGAAUACACAAUUGACAUACUUCUUUUAGAUAAAACAAAGAACAAUGGUAAGGUAUUUAAACGUGUUCAUUUAGUACGACCAAUUGGGAAUGUUGAACUUGUUCCAACCCCAUUUGUAACUGAGAAUAUACCACUCCAUAUUAUACUACCAUUACAACCAACAAAUGUAGAUUCUCUAGAGAAGUUUUUGGUUUCUUAUGCCCACUCUUGUUUAGUAACAAAACAAGAUGUUUACUUAAUUGUGGCAUUGUUAUAUCCAGCAGCAAAAGCCACCAAGGACCCAUUUGAGAAGGCAAAGAAAGUUAUUGAUGAUACGAAUAAAAAGUAUAAUUCUAAAGAAAAAUUGUACUGGAAAGCACUGGAAAAUGCAGUAACUGAUAUCAACAUUAUGGACAAGUUACAGACAGAGUUUAAAAGCGAUGUGUUAAUUUUACUGACAACUGUAAACAGUGAGAUGUCUCCGAAUUUUACAAGUCAAUAUCUAAACAGAGUACGUAUGAAUACAGUUAAAGAGAAUCAAGUUUACUUUCCAAUGGGCUUUUGGCAAUAUCGACCAAAUCUUUUGUAUGAUAAAAAACCAUUCCCAGCUUCUGUGGAAAUAGGCCAGAAACUUGGUAUAUACAACAAGAAAGCUACAGAUAAUGCGGGAUUCUAUCUGUCUGACUAUAAAACAGCUAGAAAUGCCAUGAAAUCUAUACCAUCUGAUAUAUUCACUAUGUUUAUAACUUACAAAAAAUUUCAUGUGUUUCAAGCAGUUGAGCCCAAUCUAAAAUUUAAAUGGAUGUAUAUAACAUGUGAUUCGCGGAUGCAGAAAAUGCAAUUUGAGGAAUGUAAGAUCCGAAACCUGGACGGACUUGGAAGUCAACAUCACCUAGCUAAACUCAUAUACGAGUAUCGAAACGGAAAUUUAUCCAAGCCCGAUAGUGGUAAACCUACUCCAAAACCAAAAGCACAAAAUGCAAAUACACCAAAACAAAACAAAUCACAAACUUCAAAACCAGGUGCUAAAAAACCAGUUACUCCAAAACCAAAACAAACACCAGCAGCCAAUUUGCACCAGCCUUUUGCACCAUUUAUGGUCAAUCCUAGACGAGUACCAGCUCCUAAAUACAAACUUAAAGAUCCUGAAUUAAAACUACAUCAUGUUAAUUUUGAUAUGUCAGAGGAUGACCCACUUGGAGAGGACAUGCUGCUUGUAGACCCUAAAAAACCAAUCAGAGUGUAAAAAAUCUGUCUUCAUCUUUUUACCACAGCUGGAUCUUUAUUAUUGAAAGAUGUUUCUUGUUUUGAAAUUUGAUCAUUGAUCUAAUAAGGAGCAAACAAUGGUGGAGGAAUUAUAGUUCAAAUGACAGGCUACAUGAUUUGUUGCAUUGGAAUCAAAUUGAAAAUAUGUACAAAAUAUUAUUGGUGAUUGUAAUUAAUAGGGAUUGCACCUGCGUUUCGAGCUUACAGACAUAUAGCUAAG
Ruditapes philippinarum (Manila clam) is the source of this 3015-nucleotide messenger RNA. Its product is annotated as chondroitin sulfate glucuronyltransferase-like. The coding region runs from base 148 to 2775 and encodes 875 amino acids. Gene Ontology annotation, molecular function: glucuronosyl-N-acetylgalactosaminyl-proteoglycan 4-beta-N-acetylgalactosaminyltransferase activity. The transcript has a single exon. The record is from RefSeq and is a predicted model, not a curated record. Lineage: Eukaryota; Metazoa; Mollusca; Bivalvia; Venerida; Veneridae. Gene Ontology annotation, cellular component: Golgi cisterna membrane.